AUGAUCGAUGGUGAUCUCUCCGAGCAUCCCAUAGAUGGAGUCUGUUUGGAGACCGCUACCAGACUGUUUAUCGCUUACAUUGGGAUUGAAAUGUGUUUAGUCUUUCAUUGGCAUUUGCUCACCCCUCAGGACUAUUCCCAAAAUCAACUCGUCCUACUGUGGAAUACCAAAACCGACUCCCAAACUUCCUUAAGCAGUCGAUCGACAGCAGAUUCGGAGACCGUGCGCCUUUGCGCACCAAAGAAUCCCAUUGGCCCCGCGCGUGAAAUUCGUCCUGCCCCCGGGCAGACUUUCUGCAAGACAGGAAACUCCACUGCGGUGGCACCUCCUUCUUCCUCCUCCUCCACCUCCUCUUCCUCUUCUGAUCAAGUCAAGUGUCUCAUUCUCAACGCUCUCCAGGCCAGAAGCCAGAGCUCAGGAGAGGAGAUCCGAGCUAUUGGUUUUACUGACCCAAGGGCUUCCUGCAAGUCCCUCCAAGGUCACUGGCUAGGCGGCAACGGGGACAAUCCAACCGCUACGGCUCCGCUAUCUGCCCCCCACUCUCAGCGCGCCUAUAGUACCGGUGCCAAGUCUGACUUCGUAAACCCUCCCCCUUCAUCAUCUGCGACCUCGAUGAUGAUUGUCAACCCUCCGCUCUCGCUGCAGUCCCCGCCAGCGACCCAGCGCAUAAUGCCCACACCGAAUAACUUUUCAUCACUCGCGUCAACGAGGAAAUUGUCUCUGGCCGCCUCCUGGAAGCACAUGGCACGGGCUGUUCGCGUGAUGGCAACGGCACUUGGCAGCUAG
Dibothriocephalus latus is the source of this 786-nucleotide messenger RNA. The record is from the annotation of a GenBank genome assembly. NCBI's taxonomy places the organism in Eukaryota, Metazoa, Platyhelminthes, Cestoda, Diphyllobothriidea, Diphyllobothriidae.